AUGGCAUACUCUGAUAGAACAUUAUAUCGUCCAUUAUACCAAAAACAAACUUACUCAAGUUGGAUGUUUCCAAGGGUAAUUAAAAGUAUCGCUGCAUGUUUAUCAUUCGCCUUUUUCAUUGCAAUACAAUUUAUUCAUCUAAACCAACGCCAUGUCAUUUCAAAUCAUUCUCCGUCGUCUUGGAAAUUUGAUGAAUCUAAAGUAUCUAUUGAUAGUAUUAGCAAUAUCAUAGUUGUCAUCGAUGGUGAUCAACAAGCAACCAGUUUACAACCUAUUUAUUGUAAACUAAAUAAAAGAAAUGAAAAUAUUUACACUCAUGUAAUUGUUACCGGCAAAGGUCGUGGAAUGGGCGGCACAAAACUAUUAAGGUUUAAUUCCCUAUUUCAAAAUUGUGAUGUAUCCGUAUAUGACCUAGAACUUCGUAAAGAUAUUUCUUCCAAUGAAAAUAUCGUAUCAUUGGUAUUUCAUGGAAUAAAUUAUGCGUUAAAUCAAAUUCGACCGGAUGUUUUGAUUUAUAUAAAUGAACCUGAAAGUGAAACUGUGCUUGGUAUUGAGGCCGCAUUAGUUGCUACUCCUGAAUCAAAUAGUAUUACAAAGAUUGUAAUACCUAGUAAGCAUACAAAAAAUUUAAUGUGGAUAACUGAUUUAUCUAUAGAGGCACUCAAAAACUGGAACACUCCAAAAAUUCAAUUACAAGUGGUCACUCAAAAUCGUCCAGACUCUCUAGCACGUCUUAUGAGAUCUCUCAAUUCAUCUAUUUAUUUUGGUGAUGAUGUGCAACUCACUAUACACAUGGAUCAAGGUUCUGAUCCUGUUACCAUUAAGUAUAGUCAAACAUUUGAUUGGACUUUUGGUCGAAAGAAUAUUCGACAUCGAAUAGUUCAUGGUGGUUUACUAUCUGCUGUGAUAGAAUCUUAUUAUCCUAGUGACAAUCAUGAUUACGCUGUAAUUUUAGAAGAUGAUGUUGAACUUUCUCCUUUCUUCUAUAUAUGGGCAAAAUAUUGUGUCUUAAAAUAUAGAUAUGGUACUGAUCGAAGUUUAUCUGGUAGAAUGUUUGGUGUUAGCCUUUACAACACAAAACUUAACGAAUUACAUUUACCUGGUCGUAGACCUUUUAAUCCUGCUCUGGCUUUAAGAGGUACAAUAUAUCCUAAUCAAUCUCCAUAUCUUAGUCAAGUUCCUUGUAGUUGGGGUGCCUUAUAUUUCCCUGAAAUAUGGCGUGAAUAUCGUAUUUAUCAAAAUGCUAGAUUAAAUGAUGUUAAUGGUCUUCAAUUACAAGAUAUAUCUGUACCAGGAAGUAGAUCAAAUCGUUGGAAAAAGUCUUGGAAACGUUUCUUUAUAGAACUUACUUAUCUUCGUGGUUAUGUAAUGCUUUAUCCUAAUUAUGAAGAUUCAAUUAGUUUUUCCACUAAUCAUGCUGAGAUAGGUGUUCAUAAUCAUAAGGAAGGAAAAAAACGUGAUGUUUUUCGACUUCCAUUAAUGAAAGAAGAUACUGUAUUGGAUGGUUUACCUGGUGGUCAUUUACCAAAUUUUAAAGAUUUACCAACCAUGGAUCUUUGGGGAGAGCUUAUACCACAAAAAGAAUUAAUUCAACGUGGACGUAAAUUACAUUUGAAAAUUUCGAGUUGUCCUCCUAGUGGUCUUGAUGAACUCACUUAUGACCCUCAAGAUUUAUUAUGUGUGGAUGAAGAAGUUUUACGCAUUAAAAUGAUGAAAUAUUCCGAUUCUGAAAUUAAUCCUGAUCAAGAUACUUCCGACAAUAUAAAAAUGGAUGAAUUAAUAGCCGAAAAGGAAAAUCUUGCAAAAAAUCCAAUAAUAAAAAUUGAUAAUCAAAUAGUUCUCUCUGAUCGCAAAGAGAAUAAAGUAAUUUUCUCUGAUCAUCAAGAGGAUCAGGUAUUUCUCUCUGAUGACAAAACUAAUAAAGUGAUUCCCUCUGAUCACAAAGAGAAUCAAAUAAUUCCCUCCGAUGACGAAGAAAAUAAAGUUAUUUUCUUUGAAAGAAUAAGGAGUUCCCUUUGA
Messenger RNA from Cetraspora pellucida, 2019 nucleotides. Lineage: Eukaryota; Fungi; Glomeromycota; Glomeromycetes; Diversisporales; Gigasporaceae. The record is from the annotation of a GenBank genome assembly.